This is a messenger RNA of Suillus fuscotomentosus, 456 nucleotides long. RefSeq lists its product as uncharacterized. Bases 44 to 286 code for a protein of 80 amino acids. The transcript has a single exon. Lineage: Eukaryota; Fungi; Basidiomycota; Agaricomycetes; Boletales; Suillaceae. The record is from RefSeq and is a predicted model, not a curated record.
AACGCAUCCUAAACACUAUACCUCAGUGAAGAAUAUCAUUAAGAUGACCGUGCUUAACAUCAACAAGCUUAGUAUCUAUGCUGUACUCCUGUCAGCAGCCUUCGCACAGAUCCUAGUGGUCAGUGCUGCCAGUAUUGCCAGUGCAGAGCACCGUGACCUGGGUUCCGACGAUUCAGUGGAUGGCAUUAGUGAGUGUAAUCCCAACGAUUUUGUAGGGCAGGACUUACGAGCUUCUAGCGAUACACUAUCCUUACUAAAAUCCAAAUACAGCUGGAGGGAGGGUUGAAAGUUGACGCAAAGGAGGACAGAUCAGCACACGGGGGCAUCGCAGGCGACAUCCGGGGGUGGGGGGUAUAUUGAAUGUACUAUAAUUUUGUUCACUACCCAUGUACAAUGAUUCUGAUCGGUCCACUCGGCGGUACCAUUUUGGUGUUUACAUGAUCUUGCAGGGCUUAA